GUUGAGCUGACGAGAGGCUGCUGCUGUCUGCCUCUCUCUUCCCAGGGCCGCUGAUGGAGCACAGGGAUAAGGCUGACUCUCACAGAUCUCUGGGUCUCUUCUCACUUUUCCCCUAGAUAGAGGGUUCAGGCCCAGCAGAGCCUUGCUGCUCCCUCCAGCUUCUCACGCCACUAUGCCUCUGCUGGAUGUGUUGUGGGCUUGCUUCAGGAAAGUGAAGUGUUUCCCAUUGCUGCCAGUGAGGAAGAAUGUUGAAGCUGAGGCCAGAAAAGCCUGUGAAUGGCUUCGGGCAACAGGAUUCCCUCAGUAUGCUCAGCUUUUUGAAGAAGGUGUGUUCCCCCUGGAUAUUGGCUCUGUGAAGAAGGACUACAAUUUUCUGGACCAGGACUCUCUGGGGGCCCUGUGCAGGAGGCUGAUGACCUUGAACAACUGUGCUUCGAUGAAGCUUGAGGUUCAUUUUCAAUGCAAGCAGGAUGAAGACUCAGAAGAGGAGGAACAAUGCACCAUCAGCAGCCACUGGGCCUUUGAGCAGGAAAGCAAGUGUGGGUCUCCCAUGGGCUCUUCUGCCCUGUUGGCCCCACCAAGCCCUAGCCUCCUGGGGACCUCAAGCUGUGAAAGCGUCCUCACAGAGCUUAGUGCUGCCUCCCUGCCAGCCAUCUCUGUGAGCCUUUCACCUGAGUCAACAGACCUGUCCCUGUUAGGUCGUGUCCCCAGCCCAAGUAACCAACCCUUCCUUAGUCCCACCCAGGGCCAGGAGGGUUCCCAAGACAAAGUAAAGAAGCAUUAUUCCCGAAGCUUCCUCAAGCACCUCGAAUCUCUGAGGAGGAAGGAAAAGGGUGACAGUCAUCAAACAGAAACCGAGCAACACCUGGCCACCUCAGGAAAGGCCACCAAAGCUUCAUCUUUACGCAGUUGCCAUGGUUUCCUUUCAGCUGGAUUUUACAGGGCCAAGAACAGGGCCACCACUUCAGCCAGGGGCAGAGACGGUGAGACUCAGAAGGCCUGGAAGGCUUGGCCUGUAGCCACAUUCCGGCAUCAUCAGCCUAAUCGCUGGCAUGACUGCCUGGUGCACGUGCCCCGGGACCAUAAGCCAGGCACAUUUCCUCGUUCCCUAUCCAUUGAAAGCCUUUGUCCAGAUGAUGGACAUCACCUGGCAGAUUGGCAGCCAGGUAGGUGCUGGGGCUAUGAAGGGCGCCGGGGCUCCUGUGGUUCCACAGGCAGCCAUGCCAGCACUUAUGACAAUUUGCCUGAGCUGUGCCCAGCUGAGCCUAUACAAGCUGAAGCUGAAGAAGAGGAGAGUGAAAGCAGGUAUGCCCAUUUAGAUGACAUCUUGGAGCGUGUGUGGGGGCUCCAGCAGCAAGUAGAGCUCUGGUCUCAGAGCAUGUACCCAGACCUGAGACCUGGAGACAAGGAGGAGGAAGAAGAAGUAGAGGAGGAAGCUACUUCAUCAGUGGAAAUAGCAACAGCUGAGGUGGAAGGCCAGUAUGAAGAUGUAUCCCAGGCAGAGUCUCAAGUCCACAGAGAGUUCCCAGCCCAAGUCAAGGAGGAAGUCCAGCUGAUAGUCUUGGCUCACGACCCAACUGUGGUUGAACCAUUGGUACAGGCUGAGGCUAAGGCUCCAGCCCAGGCCCAGGAUCAUGAGCAAGAAGCAAACUCGGCUGCAGAGCCCACUUCUGUCUCCAGCCUAUCUGUGGAAGAAGGGCGCUCCAUUUCUGACACUGCAGUUUCCUCCAGUGAACUCGACAGUAGUGGCAACUCCAUGAAUGAGGCUGAAGCGGCAGAAGCCCUUGCAGGACUCCAGGCAUCAGUGCCCCAUGAACGACGUGAUUCAGGUGUUGGGGCCUCACUUACCAGACCUUGCAGGAAACUCCGUUGGCACAGCUUCCAGAACUCCCACCGUCCUAGCCUCAACUCAGAAUCACUGGAGAUCAACCGGCAGUUUGCAGGCCAGAUCAGCUUGCUUCACAAGGGCUCCCUGCUGCGGCUCACUGGCUUCAUGGAGAAGUACACUGUGCCCCACAAACAGGCCUGGGUAUGGUCAAUGCCCAAGUUUAUGAAAAGGAACAAGACCCCAGACUACCGGGGACAUCAUGUAUUUGGAGUGCCACCCCUCAUCCAUGUGCAGCGCACAGGCCAGCCUUUGCCCCAGAGCAUUCAGCAAGCCAUGCGCUAUCUACGGAGUCAAUGCUUAGACCAGGUGGGCAUCUUCCGCAAAUCUGGGGUCAAGUCCAGGAUUCAGAGCCUGCGCCAAAUGAAUGAGACCUCCCCUGACAACGUCUGCUAUGAGGGCCAGUCAGCAUACGAUGUGGCUGAUCUACUGAAGCAGUAUUUCAGGGACCUGCCUGAGCCCAUUUUUACCAGCAAGCUUACCACCACUUUUCUACAAAUCUACCAGCUCCUCCCCAAAGAACAGUGGUUGGCGGCAACGCAAGCUGCCACAUUGCUGCUCCCUGAUGAGAACCGAGAAGUGCUACAGACCCUGCUCUACUUCCUAAGUGACAUCGCCUCUGCCGAGGAAAACCAGAUGACAGCUGGCAACCUGGCAGUGUGCCUGGCACCCUCCAUCUUCCACCUCAAUGUCUCCAAGAAGGACAGCUCCUCACCCAGGAUCAAGAGCAAAUGCAGCCUGGUUGGCCGGCCAGGCCCCAGGGACCUGAGUGAGAACAUGGCUGCUACCCAAGGCCUAACACACAUGAUCAGUGACUGCAAGAAACUUUUUCAGGUGCCCCAGGAUAUGGUGGUGCAACUGUGUGGCUCAUACAGUGCAGCUGAGCUCAGCCCUCCUGGCCCAGCCCUGGCUGAGCUGCGGCAGGCACAGGCUGCUGGGGUGAGUCUGAGCCUUUACAUGGAGGAGAGUGUACAGGAGCUGCUUCGGGAUGCUGCAGAACGCUUCAAGGGCUGGACCAAUGUGCCGGGGCCCCAGCGCACGGAGCUGGCUUGUAGGAAGGCACCAGAUGGGCACCCACUUCAGAUGUGGAAGGCAUCCACAGAAGUGGCCGCCCCUCCAGCAGUGGUGCUGCAUCGUGUCCUUCGGGAACGGGCCCUGUGGGAUGAGGACCUACUGAGGGCCCAGGUGCUAGAAGCUCUCAUGCCAGGGGUGGAGCUUUACCACUAUGUCACUGACAGCAUGGCACCCCAUCCUUGCCGUGACUUUGUGGUGCUCAGGAUGUGGCGCUCAGACCUUCCUCGUGGUGGGUGCCUCCUUGUCUCCCAGUCUCUGGAUCCUGAGCAACCAGUGCCAGAGUCUGGAGUGCGCGCCCUCAUGCUUACCUCCCAGUACCUCAUGGAACCCUGUGGCCUGGGCCGUUCUCGCCUCACUCAUAUCUGCCGUGCUGACCUCAGGGGCCGUUCUCCUGACUGGUACAACAAAGUCUUUGGGCACUUGUGUGCUAUGGAAGUGGCAAAGAUCCGGGACUCUUUCCCCAUACUUCAGGCAGCUGGCCCUGAAACAAAGCUGUGAGCCUUAGGCUGACAUUACCCAAGGCCCUGCCACCAAAGAAAUGAGUGGGAAUAAGAACUAAGAUGCCCCUAGGGCAGAGCCAGGUCUAGGUGGCCCAGAUGCCUGUCCUCUUCCAUCCUAAUGCCACUCUGCACAUACAUAAGAGAAGAUGGUGGAGGUGUCCCAACUCCACCCACUGUCAUGCCCACUACAUUCUGUUCUCACAAGAGAAGAGAAUCCUGUGGGUGGCAAGAAGACCGUUGCUGCCCACCCGACCAAGAAGACCCUACUGCAUCUGGAGCCCCAGCAACUACCUACGGACAAGGGGAAAAAGGUGGAGAGUGAUAUGCAGCCUGGGCUCUCUGCUAUAGCAAGAAGCCAGGCCAUCUUGUUUGGUGCUAGAGUUCGUUUGAGUUCGCCUUUGGGGCCAACACUGAUCCUGAAUACAGUUCUGGAGCAAUUAAUGGGGUACAGCACAGGGAAGCACAAACGACCACAAUCCAUUUUAUUUAUGCAUAUGUGAUGCUGACUUUUUUGAAGCAGAUUGAGAGUGGCCCUAUGGGCCCUUAGUAGGUAACACAACGAACUGGGAUACCUUGGGAUAUGAGGGUGGAGGACCUUUUUUUCUCAAGCCCCAAGAUACCCAUUAACCAUCCUCCCCAGCUUUUUGACCCACACUUUAAUCUACUACUCCCUAGAGUUGUGGGUAGCCUUUGACCACUCAUGACCAUAGCUACAGGUAAAUUAGCUCAUUCCCACGACACAGGCCAGGCCAAUGCUGGCAGUGGCAGCAAGAUAUACAGGUAUACCCUCAUGCCUAUUGCCCAUGGUGGUGGUCUAUAAGAACAGUCCUUUACUAGAGUAGACACCCUAGACAAAACACAGGGAAGAGCUUACCUUAGCCAUCCAGGCCUUGAUCUCAGCCUGAUCUGUCCUACCCAGUGGCUAUGUUUGUUCAGAUAGAAAUCUAACUGCCAUUCAGAGGCCAAGUGGUGCUUUCUUAGUCUUUGGAUGAGUAAACUGGAUUGUGGUGGGUUGCAGCCAUCAUUGUAAUGUUAAUCCUGUUUUUCUCUGUAGCUAUACUGUAGAGCCAAAAUAUAUGUGUGUAUGUUUAUAUACAUAUGUAUAUACCUAUACAUAUACUCGCAUAUCUGCAUGCACACACAACUACUCCCUCUUGAGCAGAUUUUAAUCUCUAGGUGGGAGCUAGUCUGGAGGGCCUGGGCUAAAACACUCCUGUUGUAAUGAGAGAAGAGAGGUGAAGGACAGGCCACAGCAGUUCCCUCAGCAGAACAAUAAAGCAUGACUGGAGAUAUA
This is a messenger RNA of Meriones unguiculatus (Mongolian gerbil), 4753 nucleotides long. RefSeq names its product StAR related lipid transfer domain containing 8 (gene Stard8). Gene Ontology annotation, molecular function: lipid binding; GTPase activator activity. The record is from RefSeq and is a predicted model, not a curated record. The coding region runs from base 173 to 3457 and encodes 1094 amino acids. Gene Ontology annotation, biological process: regulation of Rho protein signal transduction; signal transduction; actin cytoskeleton organization. NCBI's taxonomy places the organism in Eukaryota, Metazoa, Chordata, Mammalia, Rodentia, Muridae. The transcript is spliced from 15 exons.